CUCUGCUAGGUUGUCCUCAUCCCUGCUCCUACACCGGUUUUCAUCUCCCAGCAGAAGGCGCAGCCAUGAAUCCGUUAUUUGGCCCCAAUCUCUUCCUUCUGCAGCAGGAGCAGCAGGGCCUGGCCGCCCCACUGGGGGACUCCUUGGGAGGCGACCAUUUCGCUGGAGGAGGGGACCUACCCUCGGCCCCGCUCGUCCCCGCCGGUCCCGCUGCCUACUCGCCGCCGGGGCCGGGCUCGGCCCCGCCUGCCGCCAUGGCACUCCGCAACGACCUGGGCUCCAACAUCAACGUGCUCAAGACCCUGAACCUCCGGUUCCGCUGCUUCCUGGCUAAGGUGCACGAGCUGGAGCGCCGGAACCGGCUGCUGGAGAAACAGCUGCAGCAGGCGCUGGAGGAGGGUAAGCAGGGCCGGCGGGGCCUGGCUCGCCGCGACCAGGCCGUGCAGACCGGCUUCGUCAGCCCCAUCCGGCCCCUGGGGCUGCCCUUGGGCGCCCGGCCGGCCGCCGUCUGCACCCCGUCGGCUCGUGUACUGGGCUCGCCCGCACGCUCGCCGGCCGGACCCCUCGCGGCCUCUGCGGCCUGCCACUCGCCGUCCACCUCCGCCUCCGCUUCUACCUCCACUUCUACUGCCUACUCCUCGUCGGCCCGCUUCAUGCCUGGCACCAUCUGGUCCUUCUCGCACGCACGCCGGCUAGGGCCGGGACUGGAGCCCACUCUGGUGCAAGGGCCUGGCUUAUCGUGGGUGCACCCCGACGGGGUCGGCGUCCAGAUCGACACCAUCACCCCCGAGAUCCGUGCUCUCUACAACGUGCUGGCCAAAGUGAAGCGGGAGCGGGACGAAUACAAGCGGAGGUGGGAAGAGGAAUACACAGUGCGGAUACAGCUGCAAGAGCGUGUAAAUGAGCUCCAGGAGGAAGCCCAAGAGGCUGAUGCCUGUCAAGAGGAGCUGGCGAUGAAGGUGGAGCAGUUGAAGGCAGAACUGGUGGUCUUCAAGGGGCUCAUGAGCAACAAUCUGUCAGAGCUGGACACCAAGAUCCAGGAAAAGGCCAUGAAGGUAGAUAUGGACAUCUGCCGCCGCAUCGAUAUCACCGCCAAACUAUGUGACCUGGCCCAGCAGCGCAACUGUGAGGAUAUGAUCCAGAUGUUCCAGAAGAAGCUGUCUCUGCACUUGUCUCCCAUUAAGGUCCCAUCCAUGGGGGGGCGGAAGCGGGAGCGCAAGGCUGCCGUGGAGGAGGACACCUCCCUGUCGGAGAGUGAUGGGCCCCGCCAGCCCGAUGGGGAUGAGGAGGAGAGCACAGCCCUCAGCAUCAACGAGGAGAUGCAGCGCAUGCUCAGCCAGCUGAGGGAGUAUGAUUUUGAGGACGACUGUGACAGCCUGACUUGGGAGGAGACUGAGGAGACCCUGCUGCUGUGGGAGGAUUUCUCAGGCUAUGCCAUGGCAGCUGCAGAGGCCCAGGGAGAGCAGCAGGAAGACAGUUUGGAGAAGGUUAUUAAAGAUACUGAGUCCCUGUUCAAAACCCGGGAGAAAGAAUAUCAGGAAACCAUCGACCAGAUAGAGCUGGAGUUGGCCACGGCCAAGAAUGACAUGAACCGGCACCUGCAUGAGUACAUGGAGAUGUGCAGCAUGAAACGUGGCCUGGACGUGCAGAUGGAGACCUGCCGCCGGCUCAUCACCCAGUCCGGAGACCGAAAGUCUCCUGCUUUCACUGCGGUCCCGUUUAGCGACCCACCGCCAGCGCCAAGCGAAACUGAGGACUCCGAUCGCGAUGUCUCAUCUGAUAGCUCCAUGAGAUAGGGACCUACCUCCACCUUGCUUCCCCUGAGGCCCCAUGCUGCUGGGAACUCACUGAGGCAGAGGGCAGGGGGUUCACAGAGGGAACAUCACUGUGCAACCUUACCAAGCCUGGCCCUUGGGGACGGGGCACUCAUCCCUUGGGCUUCCUCCCUUGGGCUGGCCUCUCCAGGAUUCUGGGGUAUCUGGAGCUAGGUGCAGCCUUGUCCUUCCUGGGCAAUCCCCACCACAGUUGGGGCUCUUCUGCCUUCACGAGUGGGUGUCUGCUACUUCCCCAUCUUUAAAUGCUGCCAGAGCAGUUGCAGCCCCUCACCAUCUCCAUGUGUCAGGAAUAUGGGACCUUCCCUUUGUCCCUGUGGUCCAGAGCAGCACAUAGUCCUCAAUUCUGCACUGGUGCUAACUGGCCCAGGCAUUGGAAUGAGGAAAGUUCGGCUGAGGUUCCACAGUGGAGAAGGCCGAGGGAAAACAGGACUGGACCAGCUGCUCUGUCCUCCCCCACUCUUCCCCGUGCUCAGGGCUGUCCACCUGCCAACUGUAUGGUGUGUGACCUUCCCCUAGUGGAGGUGCCAUGCUUUAAAGAGGCCUUAGUGCCCGGGAUGGGGCGCAGCACCUUAAAGGGAGGUGGAAACUCUUGUCUCCCAGUCACUGCUGAGUGACAGAAGAGGUGACAGUUCUGUGGGUGUGCACGUGUAUGCUUAGGGUCUCGGUUUCUUGGCCAUCAGCUGAAGAUGUGCUCUGCUGUGUCUGCCACGCCGAGACCAACAGGCUGAGUAAGAAGUCGACCCUUACUUGGAAGGGCUUGGAGGAACUGGGGAGACAUGGUUCAGAAUACCUCGAGUCUGUGCGGCUGACCUGGGAUGGACUCUAAUAAUGAAACUGAGGAGUAUUCACUGAGCACUUUUGUGUCACUGUUUCAAGCACUUUCUGACAUUAACUGCAUAGUUUUAA
Otolemur garnettii (small-eared galago) is the source of this 2741-nucleotide messenger RNA. RefSeq names its product intermediate filament family orphan 1 (gene IFFO1). The record is from RefSeq and is a predicted model, not a curated record. The coding region runs from base 66 to 1796 and encodes 576 amino acids. Lineage: Eukaryota; Metazoa; Chordata; Mammalia; Primates; Galagidae. The transcript is spliced from 10 exons.